GACAGACGGACAUCAGAAGUGAAAUGUCCCUGCAGGGAGAAAGUACCGACAUCUUCAAACUGGAUGCUUCGUCCUUCUGCAACAGAUUGAAGAGCAUGUGAGGUAUCAAAAUGGAUGAUUUAGAUCACAGCAUCCACAUUGCAGAAUAUGACUGGACAAGCUUCUAUGAGGAGUGUGAGGAGUGUUGUCUGCUGCAGCCUUCGCUCGCCUGCCAUGAUAGCUUGAGCCUCACUGAUUCAGAGGACUCGGAAAACUCAAGUUCAGUUUUCGGCACAAGCCAACAGGAGCCAGAGCAAAGCUCUGCUGCAAACCGUGAUGACGCUGAAAGCAGCGCUGCAGGAUGCUGCAUGGAGGUAGAGAACUGCACAGGUUGUGUAAAGUAUAUAUCAGUGGAGAUUAUUCAGAGUGGUUCAGGAGCAGGACAAGAUGAUCUUACAACAAAAGCUGAACUAUGCCUUAAUCAUCCUGAAGGAACCACCAUCCCCAUAGCAGGGCACAACACAGAGAAGACAAAUGACAACAUCACAACCACACUGCAAACUGAGCAACUAAAUGUUCAGUCAUCAGAUGGAGAUGUGCAAAUGGAGAGUGACAUUCGUGAACUCAAAUCCACGCAGGAAUCUGACCCACUUUCUUGCAGCCGAACAGAGCUGAAUGUGACUGAGCCGCACACCACGGGCAGAGCUGUGAGCGAGGAUGUGAGUGGAGGAGCUAUAAGAGCAGAAAAAGAGCGCUGGUUCGUGACAGUGAAUGACGGUCCUGCACGACAGCGAGUGUGUGCCGCCUCUGUGAAAAGAAAACGGAGACAAAAAAAAACUCGUAAGGACGAUCACAUGAGACCUGGGCAAGAGAAAUUGCUUGAAAGCAGCCUAAAGUUUGAGAUAAUGAAAGCUACAAAUGAAUCUGAGGGAGUAACAUACACAGAGCAUGUCACACAAGCAAACCAAAACUUGGUACAACAAUCAGGAGGGUAUAUGAGUGCUGAAGAAGAUCCUGAGAAAGUUCAGAUGGGAGGCAUUUCAGAUUCAUCGCAAAUGUCUUCAACGUCUGGCGAAGAAGACAAUUUGUCGGAAAAACUGGUGAUGUCUCACGCCGCCAAAGACAAUAUCACUGAGCCAACAAGAGACAGAACAUCACAAAACGCAAGCACCUCAGCAUCCACACCCCACAAAGAUCUGUCACAGUUUGACAGUGUAGAGCCUGAUGAGCUUGAGGACGACGUCAAGUUCUACUCCACUCACAGUUUUGAUUCUGAAAGCUAUCUGUCAGCUGCUGAAUCAAUGGAGGAACUUCGACAUCUUCUCGUGGAACACCAACAAUUGCAAAGCUCAUCAUCUCUGGCAGAAAACAGCCAUCUAUUCAAUCUGACUGAGAAUACCAAAGCAGACAAUACGCAGGACAGAGAAGUGCAUCCUUGUGCUAGCAUUCUCUCAUGCAAUGUAAUAGCUACCAACGCUAAAGGUCAUGAAAGCACUGAUGUUCAGCCCACCCUGACAUUUCCAUCUGCUGGCCAAAGUGCUGCCAAAAUGCCAGAUGACAACUUCACAUGUGAUAAUGACACACACAGCACGCUGCCCCCGAACACACCUGGACUCCAGAAACAUGAAGUUAAUCUUACAGCAUCUGAUUGCUCUUCAGGAGAUCAGCUUCUCCCCAUUCCUGAUUUAACUGUAACAUUCUGCUCUGUGGCGGACAGCCCUGAAACAUAUGCCGAAGCCGCGGGCCACGCUCGCCCUGUGUACGCCAUUUCUGCUUUUUGGGAUGAAAUGGAAAAAUUGACGAUACGUGACAUUUUGCAGGUCAGGAUGGGUAGAAGCACCGCUCCCAGGGAAACACAAGAAACAGUGACACCAAGCGUAGACGAUCACAGCUCCUUAAUUGACCCUGCGGAGUAUAAUUUGUUUGAUGGAGGUCUGAUGGAUACAUCUGACACUGCUGACUCAGACUAUUUCACACAGCCUGACGAAUCCAGGCCGGAUCGCUCAAGCUGUGAGUUUUCCACCUCCGAUUUUGAAGAAGAGUACUGGCAGUUUCUUGGCGCCAGUAGGAUCCACAGUCCUGACCCUCAAAGCAAAAAACAACGAAGCACAUGUGACUCUCCUUUCUUAGCACAUGAGGAAGAGGACUCCACAGGCUCUGAAGGAAAGGAGACACCCGUGCCUUUAGAGGACUUCGCAAGUAAACGUUUUGAGGAUCAGGACUCAAAUGCUUUCAUUUCAAGCGAACUUGCAUGGCCGAGACAGAUAACAAAAAGCAAAAGCAUGCACAACGUACAAGCUCUCAACACAGAGGAUUUAUCUUUGCAGUUGCUACUUGGGAAUGAUGAGAGCAGUCUGUUGCUCAGCAGCUGUAGUCCAUCUCUGGAGGAAAAGGUGGUUUUAAAAGCAAGCGACAGCGUUGGAACACUGAUGCCUCCACCUUUUCUGGAUGAACAUUAUCAAGUAUCCUUCCCUGAAGUGUUUGAAUACUUACUCAGAGAGAAUAAAACAAAGAGGGACUCGCGGUGUGUCACCUUCUAUGAUCCAGAAGACAUCUCAGUGGCUCCUGUGUUUGACUACACUCUUUGUACAUUUAGGGAUGAAAUGUCGUUCUUUUCCCUUCACGAUUCCCAGCGCAGCGAUGAGAGACCCAUACCCAUUUUCUCCUGUUCUCAUCCCACUGUCAGAGAACUCACAUUCCCACAUCUAAACUAUGUUUUCUUGAGCGCAGACUGCGAGGAGGAGGACGACGACGACGACAUCUCUCCAAUCAGAGUUGUGUCUCGCUCUUUCAUCCAGGGGAGUGAUUGUGGGGCAGCGGCCCCACAUGGAUUUCAUAGCUGGAAAAGUUUGAUAAGGAAGAUUCACUUUCCCGACAAAGGUAGUAUCUGGUGCAGGAGAUCUGGUGCCUGGGUGUUCCCAGUUGAGGCUGAGAAGAUCGCGAUGAAGAGUGCGGAUCCACCAAUAACAGUGCUCACUGAGAGGAGAGUCACUUCAACGCCUUCUCAGUUGUUUAGAGAGCUAGCAGUGCAGCAGAGGGUUUUGGAAGCUAUACAGACAACGAGACGAGAGGGCCUCUUCUCCACGCUGAAGCAAUCAGAUAUGUGUUUGGUCUGCAUUGCUUUUGCCUCCUGGGUGUUAAAAUCCUCUGAUCCGGACACUGCUGAUGCCUGGAAAGCAGCUCUGCUAGCAAAUGUGAGUGCGCUGUCGGCUAUCCAGUACCUGCGGCACUAUGUGAAGAAGAAGAAUCCUUCUUAAGAUGAUCCCUGAUAUGUGUACACACAAGAGAGAAGAGAAGAGUCAUUUCCAAACUUUUUCACUCGGGUCCAUCCACAAAAUGCUUUGGGUUCCAAGUUACAAUACAGCAUGUAAAGGUAGACAUUAGCAAACUGAUGUUUUAAGUUCUUUUCAGCCUAAAGCUAGUUGGUCAUUUUUAGUGAAAGGAAGUUAAAGUCUGGUGAUAUUCUACAUUUCUUAGGAUUCCAUGAAAACCAACAAUGAAUUGAUCCUAAUAACAAGUAUUGUCUGUGUAGACUAACUAAAGCCUGAUAGCGUAUUCCUCCAUUGUUGUCCAACAACAUCUUACAUUACAAUUAAUAUUGACGCUGUAGAGUGACUAGCAAAUAAGGGGCUGAAUAUAGUUCCCAACAAAUGCACUAUUUCAAGAUUUAAGCUCAAGAUUCAAAGAUGUAUUGGUCACAUAUUCAUAUUUUCAAUGUGUGCAGUGAAAUGUGGGGGUGGUAUACUCUCUGUGCUAAAAGGCUAAUGUGCAAUACAAAUACAGAAUAAAAAAUAAGUAUCGGACGCAGAUUACAUAAUAAAAAAAAGACACGCUCAGACCGACAUUGUGGUUACGUUUGCUAAAAACUAGUGCCUAGUUGUUUGAGGAAAUUAUUUAGUUUUUAAUUUUUUAUUUAUUCAUUUUAAUCAGUAUAUUUGAGAUAUAUUUGAUACUCUAAUAGGAACAAAUUGGCUUGGGGUUGAGAGCCACAGACAGGAUAAGGAAGUUGGAAAGUAUUGAGGUUUUGGUCUUUUAAUGGGAUUUGAUGGGAACACACCGGUCGUGUAUAGCAGCUAUUUUUAUUUCUGUGCCCCAUAUGUUAUCGAAUCUGUCCGUUCACAUUGGCCGCGUAGCUCCGCGUUGGCCCGCGUGCGAAAUUCUUUUUUCGUAGGGUGGUAGGGGAAGACUCAUCCGUGAUUGGCUCGCCCUGACAUUCUUACCGUAACCAAUCCCACUCCUCUUGCCUAAACCUAACCAACCCAACCAGAGCAGGCAAACGAGUACUAGCCAUUCAGGGAUGAGUUCCCUAAUGAAUAUUCGUGAGUUUUCUCCUACCAUCCAAAAAGAAAAUGUGCGGCCCACGUGUUGCAGCGAUGAGCUAGGUUUAGUUUCGGCGUCUCCUCUAUUUCUUGCGCGAGACGCGAGCGUAUGUGUCAAGCCAGGCAGGUAAUCACAUACAGGAAGACCACAGUGCAGCCGGAUACUUUACAAAAAUAAAACACCUACCAAAAUAAAACACCUAGGUUCAUGGUGAUUUUGGCUGUCUUGACACGCCAUCAGGCACACGGAGAGAAAGACCGACGGACGGACAGAGAGAGUGACACGCACGCACGCACGCACGCGCGCACACACACACACACACACACACACUCAUCCUGUCUCUUUCUAUCGGAAAGAGAGACUUUGAUUGUUCAGUUCUGGUUAAACUGAGGUUGGUAUGAGGACCAUUAUGUAAGUAGAGAAGGUCAUACUUUUUGUUGCAAGAAAAGGUUCAGUACGUGACUGCGUGAGCGGUGCAUGAAGGGUAAGCAUCGUCUAAAACAGUGGUUCCCUAACGUUUUGGCUUUGUUAAGCUUUAAUACAAAGUCACAUCUACUUGUUACCUUUCAUCACAGGCUGCACAAGUUGUGAGCAGCUCAGAAGGAUUUUCCACUUUUAGACCAUUUCAUUUUAAUAAUUCCAUACAGGCAAGUAUAGGUAAAACUAUACAGCCUUAAACUACACAGAGAAGAAUGUAACUGUGUAGCAGUUUUAGUUUUUGCUUGUCUCCUACUCUGGUAAUUAACUCACAGUGCCUUAGAUUAAUUCCAAACCCCCAGGAUGGGAACCACGGAUCUAAAAUACUUUGUAGUGAAAAGGCCGGGUAUCUUAGAGCCGUCACAUCCUGUGCUGGAACAACAUUUAAGCUUUAAAAAUAGCUAAUUGUUAUACAUUUGCCUACAAUAUACAUAAGCCAAAUGUAAUUGACAUAUCUGUUCUCAGAUGCUUGUAUGAAUUACCCCUAAGUAUUCUGCUGUUGCCACUGUCACAUUUUGUGUAAAGAUCUACAAGCAACACUUCAUAUCUCUUGUCAAACAAGACUGGGUACAUAUGAUUUUACAUAUAUGACAGAUUUUGUGCAAUAAAGUGAUUUAAUGCAAUAAAACCAUGAAUACACGA
Messenger RNA from Perca flavescens (yellow perch), 5418 nucleotides. It is a transcript of the gene perm1b, whose product is annotated as PPARGC1 and ESRR induced regulator, muscle 1b. NCBI's taxonomy places the organism in Eukaryota, Metazoa, Chordata, Actinopteri, Perciformes, Percidae. The coding region runs from base 111 to 3236 and encodes 1041 amino acids. Gene Ontology annotation, biological process: regulation of DNA-templated transcription; response to muscle activity. Gene Ontology annotation, cellular component: nucleus; cytoplasm. The record is from RefSeq and is a predicted model, not a curated record. The transcript is spliced from 4 exons.